Molecule: messenger RNA, 1043 nt
Organism: Cucurbita maxima (winter squash)
Lineage: Eukaryota; Viridiplantae; Streptophyta; Magnoliopsida; Cucurbitales; Cucurbitaceae
Product: probable xyloglucan endotransglucosylase/hydrolase protein 23
Exons: 3
Coding region: 50-916 (288 amino acids)
Biological process (GO): xyloglucan metabolic process; cell wall biogenesis
Cellular component (GO): apoplast; cell wall
Molecular function (GO): hydrolase activity, hydrolyzing O-glycosyl compounds; xyloglucan:xyloglucosyl transferase activity
Source: RefSeq, a predicted model, not a curated record
GCUUCCUUCUUCCCUCUUCAUCUCACACUGCAAUUCCAAAUCAACCAAUAUGGCCUCUUCUACUGUCUUCUUGCUUCCUCUACUAUUCGCCGCCGCCUCCCUCCUUUCCUCUUCCGCUGCUAAUUUCCACCAAUCAACCGAUAUUACCUGGGGAGAUGGCCGCGCUCAGAUUCUCAACAAUGGCGACCUUCUUUCUCUGUCCCUCGACAGAGCCUCUGGCUCUGGCUUCCGCUCCAGGAAUGAGUAUUUGUAUGGGAAGAUCGAUAUGCAAAUCAAGCUCGUUCCUGGCAACUCUGCCGGCACUGUCACUGCCUACUACUUGCGCUCAGAAGGGUCUGCGUGGGACGAAAUCGAUUUCGAGUUUUUGGGGAAUCUGAGCGGCGAUCCUUAUACUGUUCACACCAAUGUGUUCAGCCAGGGGAAGGGCAACAGAGAGCAGCAAUUCCAUCUCUGGUUCGACCCAACUGCUGAUUUCCACACCUAUUCAAUUCUCUGGAAUCCCCAGCGCAUUGUCUUCUACGUGGACGGCACACCCAUUAGAGAGUUCAAGAACCAUGAGUCGAUUGGCGUUGCAUUCCCCAAAAAUCAGCCGAUGAGGCUUCAAUCCAGUCUCUGGAACGCCGAUGAUUGGGCAACCCGAGGUGGGUUAGUGAAGACCGAUUGGACUCAGGCUCCAUUCACCGCAUCUUACAGAAACUUCAAUGAAAACGCCUGCAUUUGGUCAUCGGGACAGUCGUCUUGUGGGUCGAAUUCGUCGCCGACCUCCGACCACAAGUCGUGGUUCUCUCAGGAACUGGAUUCCGACAGCCAAGGAAAGAUGAACUGGGUCCAAAAGAACUACAUGAUCUACAAUUACUGCACCGAUGUAAAGCGAUUUCCUCAGGGCCUGCCUCCCGAAUGCAAUGCCACUGCCUGAGUUUAAUUCUUUUGAUUGUUCUUUUCUUGCCCAAUAUUCAUUUCUAUUGUAUUUGUAUACACAAUUUUUUUUUUUUUUUUUUUAACAUACUAUUAUCAAUGAAAUAAGGAGAGAAUUGAAUUGAAUU